AUGGAAAAAAUAACUGCAUGUUCAGGCAAUAUAUUUUAUCUCAAUGAUGUUGGAAAAGCAAUUGCCAAGGACUAUGCAAACCCUCUCACGCAUUUUGCGAUGCAGGAUUACCCUGAAGACAGGGGCAAGGGAAUGUUGCAGGUGUUCAAUGGAGAGAAAAUGCUGUUUGAACUCCCUUCGCCCCCUGCAGUUAAAGUCGAUGGAGAGAUCUACUUUGUGAAUGAGCUCCUGCAGGAUGCAUUGGGAGAUUACUUUAUACCUAAGUGCUUCUUUCUUGCAUCAUACAUGUCGACAAAUGAUAGUGUGGUGUGGGGAAUACCCCCAUUGUAG
Suillus paluster is the source of this 330-nucleotide messenger RNA. RefSeq lists its product as uncharacterized. The record is from RefSeq and is a predicted model, not a curated record. The transcript has 2 exons. Lineage: Eukaryota; Fungi; Basidiomycota; Agaricomycetes; Boletales; Suillaceae. Bases 1 to 330 code for a protein of 109 amino acids.